CUCGCCCUUCCCUUUUUCCCUCUUCUCUUUCUUUCAUCGUCGUCUUCGUCAACCCUAACCCAGAAUUUUGCAGAAAGUAGCUUGAAUUCUCCGAUCAUUUGAUGUCAUCUUAUCGGAAUUGUUUCCUCCCCCGCAGAUUCAGCGAUUUUGAAAAGUGUUCGCCGGGUGCAUGGAUCCAGAUCCGCCUUCAUCCACGCCGAGGAAGGUCAAAUUUGCACCAAAAGGACCCCCUCGCAGAGCACCGCAACCCCUCACCGCUAAAUCUGAAACAGCUGCUCAGGAUGAUAGCGAUGAUGAGCAAACACAACAGUUUCUCACUCGCAAAGUUCAUGAGCAUCUAACAAGGCGAGGAUCAAAGGUGGAGAAAAAGUCUUCGGCACAAGUUGCUUUUUCACAUGGAGUUGCAGCAAACACCAUUAGGACCUUUGGGAAACCGAGGGAGAGGACUGGGGAUAGGGCUGAUGCAGCCGACUCAAACGAGCCUGCUAUCAGUGACGACCAAAACCUUGUUGCUUCAGUAUCAACUGCUGGAACGGAAGGAGUAGAUGAAAAUACCGCAAGUUCAGCUGAUGCUCUAGUUGUGAAGAAGAAAAGAGAAUAUAAAGAGCCUUGGGAUUACAAACAUAGUUAUUAUCCUACUACCCUACCUUGGAGAAGGCCUUACUCCGGCGACCCAGAAAAACUUGAUAAAGAAGAAUUCGAGGAAGCUUCAGAAUACGAUGAAAAUAAUCUUUCUUCUGCUUCAGAUCUCGGUUUGCUGGGCCAAGACGAUACACAGCGGAUGUUGUUUUUCCAGUUUCCUCCUAAUCUUCCCUUAGGCAGGCGGCAGACUGGUACCAACAAGAGAGAUACAGCUAAUGACUUGAAAGCACUAGAAUGUGGAGUUUUUUCAGCUGCUUCUAAGGGGAAGGAGAUAGUUGGCUGCGGUCCAAGAGUUUCAGGUAUUUCAAUGGGCACAAAAGGGAAAGAUAUAGCUCCAAACUCCAUAAAUCUAGUCAGCGGGCAUCCCUCAAAUAAAGGAUGUAGUUUGGAGGAGUUGCCGGAGGGAUACAUGGGCAAGAUGCUGGUGUACAAAAGCGGCGCUGUUAAGUUGAAGUUAGGAGACAUCCUGUAUGAUGUUUCUCCUGGUUCUGAUUGUACUUUUGCUCAAAGUGUUAUGGCGAUCGACACCACCAAUAGAGAUUGUUGCGACUUAGGGGCACUGAACAAGCGGGCUGUUGUCACUCCAGAUAUUGAUUUCCUGGUAGAUAAUGUGAUUGAUUUGGGGUAAGGCUGUUCCACCCUAGAACCUAUCGAAGAUUGUGAAUCUGUGAUGCAAAUUUAUGGUGUCUUCAACCCAGUUGAAACAUUAGUACACUGGGGAUUCAGCCCAGAAUCCAACAUCAACAGCAGAAAAUUCACUGAUGUGUAGUUUUGCAAUAGUUGGAACAUCAUCCAGAGGUGUACAUUUUGCACAGAUAUGUGACUUCACUAACUGGAAUUAAUGCUACCAUGUUGCUUCCUACAA
Sesamum indicum (sesame) is the source of this 1507-nucleotide messenger RNA. RefSeq lists its product as uncharacterized. Gene Ontology annotation, cellular component: RNA polymerase III complex. Gene Ontology annotation, molecular function: DNA binding. Gene Ontology annotation, biological process: tRNA transcription by RNA polymerase III. NCBI's taxonomy places the organism in Eukaryota, Viridiplantae, Streptophyta, Magnoliopsida, Lamiales, Pedaliaceae. The record is from RefSeq and is a predicted model, not a curated record.